Molecule: messenger RNA, 1876 nt
Organism: Bactrocera oleae (olive fruit fly)
Lineage: Eukaryota; Metazoa; Arthropoda; Insecta; Diptera; Tephritidae
Gene: Rab21
Product: RAS oncogene family member Rab21
Biological process (GO): Rab protein signal transduction
Cellular component (GO): endosome; Golgi apparatus
Molecular function (GO): GTP binding; GTPase activity
Source: RefSeq, a predicted model, not a curated record
AAACGCGUUGUAAACACAAACUUUUCGCGCAAUUCUUCAUCAUCCAUAAGUGAUACGCUGUCGUCUGAUUUCAUACAAACACGGCAAAUAUUUAUAUUGACGCGAAAAUUCAUUAUAUUAACUAAUUUUCCAAUCAAUUGGUGCUGAAAUAGCUAAAAUCCACUUGCAACUCUCAAAACGAACAACAGCUAAGGAAGCAAUAACAAGCGGAUUGACUUACAACACUGUACCCAGAUUUUGGUGUUGCCAACCCGACCUAAAAUGUGAUUAACAAUAACUAUUUUCAUAUUAAUUUUAUUGUUCAUCCUGGAAAUUGGUUUCAAUAUAUAAUAUUGAAACGGUGUCAAAUUUAGUUCAAAUAAUUUUUGAUAACUAUUUUAUAACGAUUAAAAUUUUAUAUUCAAUACUUCCUAAGCUACAAAAAAAUAAAUUAAUAUGUAAAAGCACUAUGCUGACAUGUGGCAGUGUCUACUUCAAUAACAGCUGUCACUUAAGACGUCAUUUGCGAAGGAAUAGUAAAUAAAACAGAUGGAAAUAUACUUGGUGGAUAAGAAAAGAGAGUACAAUACUGAAAAGGAGGUGUCAGAAAUCGAAAUCCAAUUUGUUGACACAGCGAUUCUUGUUACGAUUUAAUUACUAAUAAAUAUAUACGUACAGUGUCAUAGUUUAAAUAAUAACGUAGCUUUGCUACUCGCAAAUUUCAAGGCAAAGAUGCCAACGAAUAACACCAGUUCCAAUUUCAAGACUUUCAAAGUGGUGCUAUUAGGCGAAGGCUGCGUUGGCAAAACCUCUAUCGUUUUACGUUAUGUCGAAGAUAAAUUUAAUCCUCAACACAUCAGCACCUUGCAGGCUUCAUUUCUAACAAAAAAGCUAACUUUAGAAGAUGGUAGUCGAGCACAUCUUAAUAUCUGGGAUACGGCUGGUCAGGAACGUUUUCAUGCUCUUGGACCUAUCUAUUAUCGUGGAUCUCAUGGUGCCAUACUCGUCUAUGAUAUUACCGAUGAAGACUCCUUUCAAAAGGUAAAAAAUUGGGUAAAAGAACUUAAACGUAUGCUGGGUGCUGAAAUCGUUAUAACAAUUGUGGGCAAUAAAACGGAUUUAGAUGCACAACGCACAGUGCCACAAGAUGUAGCAUUAGAGUAUACCGAAAGUGUGGGGGCACAUUAUUUCGAGACAUCUGCCAAAGCCAAUGAAGGCAUAGAGGAGCUAUUCACAGCGCUCACACAAUUGAUGAUACAGCGUCAUGCUCAACGCGAACAAGAAACCAGUUCAUUGCGUCUGUUGCAGGGUGGACGUACGUCACAACGAUUGAUUGUUGAGGAUGACUCACAGGAUGGCGAUGAAGAAGGCAGACAAACGCCUACAACGAAUAGGUCAUGCUGUGGGGCUGGUUAAAAUAGAAGGGUUUAUUUAAUUAAAUGCUUAACAACCAAACGACAAAAUACUGGUUAAAGAGGAAGGGUGGCAAAAGUAGCGUAAUUAUGUUAAUGAGUGUGUGUAAAUGCAAAUUAUGAUAAAAAAAAGUUCUACGACGACGUAGACAACGCCAACGCCGAUGCAGCCGCCGCUAGAUUAAAUUGUGAUAAACUUAUUGUAAAAUAUAAAUUAAAUAUUUUUUUUUUUUUAUAAAAAACGCUCUAAUAAUAUAUGCUUUUCUAAACAUGUAAUUUCAGAUACUCUUUACUGUCGAACAAAAACUAAAAUUUCAUUUUUACUUUUACUAAAUGCUAUAUUGAUCUAAUAGCUGACUACUUUCAACUUUCGAUACAUUUAAAGUUUGUUAUUUUUAAUACACAUUUGUUGUUAUUAUUAUAAUACAAUACAAUUAAAGUUUUCUGCUGCAAAUGGCAGCAAAUAAAUUCCAAAAGACUUGAAA